GCCAUAGCAACUUGUACUAAAAGGAUACAGAGCUGCCGUUUUUUAUCUUCAUCACUUCAGCAUUUAUCGAUUUCUGUCAGUAACUUUGACACAACACAACAUGAACAUGGAAAACGUUGACAAGGAUCCAGAGGAGGCACCGGGACGCUCUGUGUUUCCCCAAAAACAAGAGACGAAGACCGGGCUCUCCACUCAGAAGGUUGAAGAAAACCCCAAUAAGGAGGUCACCGAGCAGCCAAAGAGAGAAGAGGAGCAGGAACAUACAAAGAGAAUGAUCAACCUGCAGAGAGAACCGGCAACAUUUGUGACCAACAUCCAACCUGCAGGUGAUGCCAAAUCGCUGGAGCGAAGGGCAGAGUUGGAGGAAGCUCGCAGAAUUAGACGAGAGCGGCAGGAGAAUGAUGUGAAGGCCAGCCAGGAAAAAUUUGAUGAGAUCAAGAGAAGCUGGUUGACACUCAAUGAGAAGAUGAUGCCUCAGGAACUGCAUGAAGCCUUGAACUGCCAUCAGCUGUUGUGCGAUACUAUCAUCGCAGAAAAGAAAAAACUCAUAAACGACCUGCAACAGGAGUUAAAGAAGAGAGACGAUCACUAUGUGAAGACCUUGAGGAAGAAUGAGGAGGAUAUUGACCUGCUGAUUGAGAGGAUGGAGGAGCAGAUAGGAACUCUGACUAAAGCUUACAGGGAAGAGCUUGGUCAGACGGAGGGCUUCCUGAUGGAGCGUAAACUCCUGAAGCUGCUGGCUCCCCUGGAGAAGGAAGAACAGACCUUUGUGAAGCUGACAGCUCUCUUUCAUUCUUUGGGCAUCGAAGGCGAGGAUGUGCCAGAGUUGGUUGAUUUCUUAUUAAAGUACAAACAAGAGCAGGGAGUGCAAACUGAGGAUGUUUGUGCUGAAUCCAGUGAUGUCACAAAAGCAGCGGAGACCAGUUCUAGCACUAAUAAGAGCUCUGAACUGAUCCACUAUAGCAAUGUCCUGCCUGCUCUGAGAAGUUUCCUCAAGCAGCGUGUGGAGUCCAGGGAGAGCACAGCCCACCAACGUUCCAGUGUUGGCCAUGCAGAAGCCCCAGAUGCUUCAGAUUAUAAAGCCUACUGGGACAGUAUGGCCAACAUAACCCACACUAACACAACCACUAAAUAAAAACAGCAUUGCAUUUCUCAUGUUUGAGACAUAGACGCAUCAAAUAUUUUAAUCUAUUGUCGUAGUAGUUGGUGUAUUGCAAGUUUUUGUGAUGAAGUGUUUCAGCUUUGAAUCAUUAAUUAAAUUGAAAUUACUUUCUUUAAUUUUGGGUAAUAUAGGAUAAUAUAACAAAUAUAGGUAUAAUUCUUGCUACUUUUUAUUUUAUUUUCAUUGUUUAAUAAGCUUGUAUUGCUUUUAUUUGUAUUUUUUAAACAUUUUAUUGUAAACAAAAUGCUUUACAUUUGCUAUUGUGUCUGUAUGGUUUUCUUCACUUGAGUUUUUUGUGAUUCUUGUUAUUUAUCCUAACCAGUCGAGGCAGUUGGCUGCUCGACCUGAGCCUGGUUCUGCUAGAGGUUUCUUUCUGCCAAAAGUUCAAUAGUCAGGUAAAUUGUUAGAGGACAUUGUAGGUUCUUAACCCUGAUAUUUAUGCUAGCCAGGUUAAUUUAUAUUAAACAUAACAUUGUAGAGUAUGAACUUUAAUAUUCAAAUUACUGAGGUAAAUUCCCAGCAUAAAUGAAACUGUAGGAUCUUAAAUUCAAUAUGUAAGCUUGUUCAGUAAAUGUAUAAUAUCCAUCUUGUUUUACUGUUGAAAGCACUUUAGGUCAAUGGCUCUGGUUUUAAAUAUGUUAAAUCAAUAAUAGGGAUCCUGUUUCUGGGCAUCCUGCUUAUGUUUUGUCAGUCUAGGCACUGUUUUAAAUCUUACUACGAAAUGAUCAAGUCAUUAUUAUUGUCGGAUCCAUGUAUUGCGGUCUCCGCUCGAUGGGGGCAGCAGAGAGCGCAGGACGAACAGAGUCUGCCGGUAAUGUUUGUGAAGAAGAAGAAGCUUAGCACGGAAGAAGAGUUUUCCGGUGUCCUUGUGUGAGAGAGGGGACUAUAGACGGACGAUAAAGAUGUUUAAAAACGUUAUUGCGCUCCAGCAGGUGGCGCGGCGGACCAUCUACAGCUCUGCCCGGCGGCAGGUGGACAACAAAGUUCCGCUGAAACAAAAAGCGUUUCAGUGAUGCUUCUUCUAAUGAAGACCUGAACUCUCAGUUACUCUCAGUUUAGCUCCACAGAUAAGUAGCCAAAUGAGGAUAAUGGGAUGCCAGUUCAUCUAAAAGGAGGCAGCGUAGACGCUCUGCUGUACAGAACAACGAUGGCACUCACCAUCCUGGGAGCCGGAUAUGUUGUGUAUGAGCUGGUGAAGGCAGCGUACCCUCAGAAGAAAGACUAACUCCUCCGCCUCUGUUUACCUCCACU
Amphiprion ocellaris (clown anemonefish) is the source of this 2413-nucleotide messenger RNA. RefSeq names its product cytochrome c oxidase subunit 7A2, mitochondrial. Gene Ontology annotation, biological process: regulation of cilium movement; cilium-dependent cell motility; axonemal dynein complex assembly. Gene Ontology annotation, cellular component: axonemal dynein complex; axoneme. The coding region runs from base 101 to 1135 and encodes 344 amino acids. Lineage: Eukaryota; Metazoa; Chordata; Actinopteri; Pomacentridae. The transcript has 13 exons. The record is from RefSeq and is a predicted model, not a curated record.